UGCACGUCUUAUCUGAAAUCUUUAAGAUCUCCAAUCUAUAUAUACUACAGCGUGGUGUGAAAGACGAGAUGUUCAUUUUAGCUAUAUUUCUAUGCACAUUGGUGCAGUAUGAAAGAGUGUUCAGUGCGCCUUGUAACGUGAGUAUCAUUUCACGUGAUGAAUGGGGAGCCAGGGCGCCCAAUGAUCACGACCACAUGACCACACCCGUGACUGUAGCUUUGAUCCACCACACAGACCGAGAUCAUUGUACCAGCAAGGCAGCAUGUAUCGCAGAGUUAAAGGAAAUGCAGAGUUUUCAUAUGGAUAACCAAAGCCACUCUGAUAUCAUGUACAACUUUAUGAUCGGAGAGGACGGCAACGUUUAUGAAGGGAGGGGUUGGAACACGGUGGGGGGACACAUGCCGUCCUGGGGGAUUGUCAGUCAGGGAAUCGCCGUCAUGGGCAACUUCCAACUGGUCCCCCCAAAUGCAGUCGCCCUAACCGCCCUUCAGAAUCUACUGGGGUGCCUAGUCAACAAUCAUAAACUGACAGCAGACUACAAAAUUUAUGGACACAGGGAUGUGGCCCAUACUAGCUGUCCGGGAAACAAGUUCUAUGACGUCAUCAAAACAUGGUCACAUUACGACUCUGGAAAACCCGUGCGGCCGACCAAAACUCCACACCAUUUGUAAAAUAACACUAGUAAAGAAUUCGAAAUAAUUUGAAGU
Messenger RNA from Saccostrea cuccullata (small rock oyster), 707 nucleotides. RefSeq names its product peptidoglycan-recognition protein SC2-like. The coding region runs from base 69 to 671 and encodes 200 amino acids. The record is from RefSeq and is a predicted model, not a curated record. Gene Ontology annotation, biological process: innate immune response; peptidoglycan catabolic process. The transcript has 3 exons. Lineage: Eukaryota; Metazoa; Mollusca; Bivalvia; Ostreida; Ostreidae. Gene Ontology annotation, molecular function: zinc ion binding; peptidoglycan binding; N-acetylmuramoyl-L-alanine amidase activity.